AUGGAAGGAGCCGCCAUUGUCGUCAUCGUCUUUAUAUCUCUUCGUUGGCUUGCGCAUAUUUAUUUAUUUCCCGCCUUUUCUCACUCUCUCUCUCUCUCUCUCUCUCUCUCUCCUCCCCAUUUUACCUUUCUUUCUUUCGCUGUUUCUUCUUUCCCCUCUCUCUCUCUCAUCGUUCUCAUUUUAUCCGUCUUUAUUCUCUCUUUUUAUUUCUUUUCUCUCUAUUCUUUCUUCUCCAACCUUUUCCUUUCUCUCCCCACUCCUCCACGUGCUACCCCCCGUUUUUUUUCAUUCUCUCUGGGGGGGGAGGGUUCUAUCCUCUGUCGUCUCUCUACUUCCUCUCUCCUCUUUUCUGCUUUUCUCUUCUAUACAUCUAUUCUCACAUCUCCCCCCCACCUCUGUCUCAUUUCAACGUUCUCCUCUCUGUCGUUCUUCUCAUUCCCCGACCACACGUCCGCUUUUUGCUAUCAAUACUCAACUUUCUCCCUCAUCUCACCUCUCUCUCUCUCUCUCUCUCUUUUCUCUCUCUCUCUAAUCUUUCUGCUUAUCAUUUUCUUUCCUCCCGCCGUUAUUUGUCUCUGUUAUUCUCUUUCUUUUUCCCACUCUCUUGUCUCUGUUGUCCCUAUUCCCCUUUUUCUCUUUCUCCUUUCUCCCACUCUUUACAGUCCUCUAUGCAUCUCCCUUCUUUCUCAUACCUAUUGCCUCUCCCUCGUUCACAUUAUCUCUCCGUUCUCUCUCGCUGUCUCUACCUCUCACUCUCUCUUUACAGUUCAAUGUAACACUUCUUUCUUUAAUCUAAAACUUUCACACACUUUUCCGAUAAUUUUCUCUCUAUCCCAUUACAUUUUUCUCUUUCUCUCUCUCUCUCUCUUUCUCUCUCUCUCUCCCUCUCUCUCUCUCUCUCUCUCUUUAUUUCUUUCUUGGGCUUCCUAA
Acanthosepion pharaonis is the source of this 930-nucleotide messenger RNA. Lineage: Eukaryota; Metazoa; Mollusca; Cephalopoda; Sepiida; Sepiidae. The record is from the annotation of a GenBank genome assembly.